AUGUCGACCGCAUCUGCAUCGUCAUACAGCAGUGCCACCUCAUCCAUCGGCAUCUCCGCCCAGCCGUUGUCGCUUCCCAAGGUCAUGCUUAGACGGUUAGCGAGAGCCGCUUCCCAAAACCCGAUCGAGGUCAUCGUUACAAUCUUUAUCAUUGUCACCCUCGCCUACUUCCAGCUCUUGCAUGCCGUCAGCCACUCCAACUUCUUCGAGCCUAUCUCGAUCGAGGCAACCAGCCUGGCUUCCACCACCUCCUCAUCCGGCCUCUUCAAGUGGGCCGGCGCCGGCAAGAAGGAUGCCGCAGCAGCACCAAAGGACACAGUCUCUUCUAUUCUCAGCCCAGCUCAGAGCGAUGCCGACACUGUCUACGUUCGCAAGGGUGGUGGUGCCAACGUCUGGCAACCACUCAGUCAGGUCCUUGCAGGCCCUGACGAUGCUGCCUCCCUCUUUGACCCUUCUGCCCAGACUUUCUUCGUCGAGCCUGUCCUCUUGACCAGCGCAAGAGAGUCUUACAUGGCUUCCCAGAUCCAAGAGGCCCUUCUCCCAUCGCUUUCGGACAACCUUGCAAAAAGCCUUGUUGGCUCGCAAUACACCGCCACUUUCGUCAAGGACCAGAAUUCGCAACACUCGGCCUACGUCUUUGGCAAGACUUUUGCCGACUCUUCUGCUAGCAACAACGCAGCUGCUGACCUGGCUGUCCUCCGUCACGAGUUUCUCGGCAAUGUUGUUGACCCAUCGCUUCUCUCCGUCUCGCUCGAAAAGGCGACUCGCUCUGCUGCCCGACCUGCUAGUGCUGUUGCUCAAGCAUCCGUUGCCGAGGUCGACCAGCUCUACGACGGUCUCCGAGUCGUCCCUCUUGUGCCAGACGGCGAGUUCAAUCCUUUCGCUCCGAACAACCUCAAGGGCAAACGUACCGGUCUGGGCCACAACGAGGAGAUCCAGCGCAUCCGUUGGAUGGCUUACGCUGUCAAGGCACUCGUCGUCCGAUUCUGGGCUCUCCUCAAGAAGGCUGACUCUGCUGACAUCUUUGUCAUGCUCUCCGCCUACAUCUUGAUGCACGGCACUUUUGUCAACCUCUUCCUCUCCAUGCGCAAGUUUGGCAGCAACUUCUGGCUCGGCGCUUCCGUCCUCAUGUCGUCCAUCUUUGCCUUCCUCCUGGCCAUCACUUUCGCCUCGCUUCUUGGCGUUACCGUCGACCCUAUCUGCCUUUCCGAGGCGUUGCCCUUCUUGGUCAUCCUUGUCGGUUUCGAAAAGCCCUACCUCUUGACACGCGCCAUCUUCACGCAUCCCGAGAUCACUCCUUCCGCCAACGUGUUCAGCUCCAAGCAACGAUCCGAGCUCAUUCUGAGCGAGCUCGACCAGGCUGCGAUGCCCGAGAUCGGUACCCUUGGUAAGACACCUACUGGUGCCACCAACGGCGGUGCUGCCAUAUCGCGUGAAGAGUCUUUCGUCCGUGCCUUGACCGAGCGUCUUAAAAACGAGGACAGCCUUCGAUGGGCUGAGCCCACUCCCAUGCCUGCUCACGAGAUCGUCGUUUCCGCUGUCAACCGCGUCGGUGUUCCCAUCAUCCGUGACUACCUUAUCGAGAUUGCCGUAAUGGCCGUCGGUGCCACUAGCGGUGUAAGCGGCCUUCGCGAGUUCUGUCAGCUUGCUGCUCUCAUCUUGCUAUUCGACUGCAUCUUCCUCUUCGCUUUCUACGUCUCGAUCCUUACUAUCAUGGUCGAAGUCCACCGCAUCAAGGUCAAGCGUGGCCUCAAGAAGCCCAAGCUCAGCGCUGAACUUAGUCUCGACUCUGACUCCCCACCUACCAGCCCUGCCUCUGACAGCUCAGCAUCUCGCGAACCCAGUCCGACGCCUUCUAGUCGAUCCCUCUGGAAGAAGGUCUUCCACUCCGUCUUUGGCAAUUCACGUAACGACAGAGGCCGCAAGUCCGAGAACCCACUUAGUCGCCUCAAGCUGCUUCUCGUCGCCUCCUUCUUGAUCCUACACUCGUUCAACUUGAUCUCGACUUUGACGAGGCAGUCAGCUAUCACUCGCCACCACGCCACCUAUGAGCCAUCUCCUUACCAGGUUGUUGCGGAGCAGUCUCCCAUCUUUGGUUCCGCUGCCACUUCCACUAUCGCACCACUGCUUGCCCAGCUUUCUCAAUCUCAACCUGCUGACGUCGACCUUAUCGCCCGCGUUUGCGAGCCUACCAUCCUUGUCUUGCUCGAGGCCAACGAUUCCAUCUCUGCUUCUCGCAGCGCUCUUGCCAGUGCCGCUCUCAACGCUUCCAGUGUUUACGCCCAGAUCACGUCGUCUGGUGUUCGCCCCGUCCCCGUCGGCCGCGCCAGCUCUUCUCUUGCUGUUCUUGACAGCUUGAUGAGCGGAUGGACUGUUAUCGUUGGUGACCCUGUUAUCAGCAAGUGGAUGUCUCUCGCUCUCGGAAUCAGCAUCUUCCUCAACGCUUAUUUGCUCAAGGGUAUUGCUACUGGCAAUGCCGUUUUGUCGGAGGGCAACGCUGCUGGUGCAGCUGCGUACGCCGCCGCUCGCUUCAUUGGCGCCCAUUUGGACAGCGAGGCCAGAGCUAUCGACGAACACAGCGAACGUCGUCGACGAUGGAGCUCUCGUGGCGAGCAGCCCGCAGCUACACGCGGCAAGAGCACCGACAGUCUCAACGAGUACCACAACAAGCUUGCUCAGAUGUCUGCCGCUCACGCUUCUUCGCCGCUCUCCAAGCUGGCUCACGAGAACGACAAGCUCGCCUCCAAGAAGGCUUCCGAUACCGGCGCUGGUGUCAACGUCGUCCCUGCCAAAGCUGUCAAGCCUGAUGCCAUGGAGGCUGUCAAGAAGUCGGAUGUCCAGCCCAGUUCCGAGGGUAACGGUGCGGUUGCUACUCCCGGCCAGCGUGGUCAGCAGAUUCGUCUCCAGGAUGCUACUUACGUUGGACCCGAUGGUGAGGCUGUUGUUCGACCUCUCGAGGAGCUUAUUGAAAUCUACGCUGGUGGUGCAGGUAUCUUCUUCCUUACUGACGAGGAGAUCAUCACCCUCAGUCAGCACGGAAAGAUUGCCGCUUACGCUUUGGAGAAGGUUCUGCAGGAUCACGAGCGUGCUGUUCGCGUUCGACGCGCCCUCGUCUCGCGUGCUUCGCACACCAAGACGCUCGAGAGCUCGCUCUUGCCCCACCGCGACUAUGACUACGGCAAGGUCAUGGGUGCCUGCUGUGAGAACGUUGUUGGUUACAUGCCCAUCCCUGUUGGUAUUGCUGGUCCGCUCAACAUUGAUGAUCAGGUGAUGCCCAUCCCCAUGGCCACUACCGAAGGUACUUUGGUCGCGUCCACUUCGCGAGGUUGCAAGGCUCUCAACGCUGGUGGAGGUGUUACAACUGUUUUGACUCAGGAUGCUAUGACCCGUGGCCCCGCCCUCGAGUUCCCCUCUGUUGUCCAGGCAGCCAAGGCGAAGCGCUGGAUCGACUCUCAAGAGGGUGCUUCAAUCAUCAAGGCUGCUUUCGACUCGACUUCGCGCUUCGCUCGUCUCUCGUCGCUGCGUUGCGUUCUUGCUGGUCGAACACUCUACGUCCGAUUCGCUACUUCCACUGGUGACGCUAUGGGUAUGAACAUGAUUUCGAAGGGCGUGGAGAAGGCUCUUGGUAUGAUGACUGAAGAGUACUUCCCCGAAAUGAGGGUACUAUCUCUCUCUGGUAACUACUGCACGGAUAAGAAGCCUGCUGCUAUCAACUGGAUCGAAGGUCGAGGCAAGAGUGUCGUCGCUGAAGCCAUUGUGCCUGGUAACGUCGUCAAGACGGUUCUCAAGUGCAACGUCCGCGACCUAGUCAACCUUAACACGAAGAAGAACCUCAUUGGUUCCGCCAUGGCUGGUUCGGUCGGCGGCUUCAACGCACACGCAGCCAACAUCUUGACUGCGAUCUACCUCGCUACUGGACAAGACCCUGCACAGAACGUUGAGUCUUCGAACUGCAUCACCCUCAUGGAAGCCAUCAACGACGACCAGGAUCUGUUGAUCACUGUUUCGAUGCCCAGCAUCGAAGUAGGUACGGUUGGAGGCGGAACUGUUCUGCCACCACAGCGAUCCAUGUUGGAGAUGAUGGGCAUCGCUGGUGCUCACGCCUCAACUCCAGGCGCUAAUGCACAGAGACUGGCGCGUAUCAUCGCUGCUUCAGUCAUGGCGGGUGAACUUUCGCUCAUGGGUGCUUUGUGUGCUGGACAUCUGAUCCAGGCUCACAUGAAGCACAACCGUUCCGUACCAUCUACACCAGGCACCAUGACUCCUCUGCCACGACCGGAAACACCUAAGCACUUUGCCGCUUCCAUGACCCCACUCGUUGCUCCGCCAGUCGGACAGUCAAAUCAAGGCUCACCGACAGGAACAAGAACAAUGUCGUUGAUGGCCAACUUGUCCAUCCCAGCAUCAGAUAGCACUGGUCGAAUCGCGCAAUAA
Ustilago hordei is the source of this 4434-nucleotide messenger RNA. Its product is annotated as putative 3-hydroxy-3-methylglutaryl-coenzyme A reductase. Gene Ontology annotation, cellular component: endoplasmic reticulum membrane; peroxisomal membrane. Gene Ontology annotation, molecular function: protein binding; hydroxymethylglutaryl-CoA reductase (NADPH) activity. The record is from RefSeq and is a predicted model, not a curated record. Bases 1 to 4434 code for a protein of 1477 amino acids. NCBI's taxonomy places the organism in Eukaryota, Fungi, Basidiomycota, Ustilaginomycetes, Ustilaginales, Ustilaginaceae. The transcript has a single exon. Gene Ontology annotation, biological process: coenzyme A metabolic process; ergosterol biosynthetic process; isoprenoid biosynthetic process.